This is a messenger RNA of Pochonia chlamydosporia 170, 264 nucleotides long. RefSeq lists its product as hypothetical. Lineage: Eukaryota; Fungi; Ascomycota; Sordariomycetes; Hypocreales; Clavicipitaceae. The transcript has a single exon. The coding region runs from base 1 to 264 and encodes 87 amino acids. The record is from RefSeq and is a predicted model, not a curated record.
AUGAAACCCGCCGAAAUAUGGCCAAGUCAUCUCAACUUUGUCAGGAUUUGCUUAUUGUGUCUAAUGAUUUGGUGUGUGUGGGUGGUUGAAGAUACACGGCGCUCCCUGUGCGUCAGUCAUGCCUCACAGCCUGUGCACAAUGUCUUGCAGGUUGUCAGGUUGCAUGGAGUACUUUAUGUCCGUAAAGGUAGGAAGAAAAGUAGAUCUGGCUGCGCGGGAAUUAGACCAAAAGUAAAUCUGAUGACGGUGCACGGCUGGUGUUAA